CAGACACGAUAUAUAGCGUUGCUGGACCGGCCCCCGACACUGAUUUGACUCUGUCCCUAUGGGGCAUGGACCGUAGUGCCUACAAGGAUCUUCAGACAUACCGCGGCAUGCACUACCACUACUUCUCAAUCCCUGCAGUAGGCAGCAAGCCUACGCUUCUGUUUCUACAUGGUUUCCCAUCCACAUCAUUUGAUUGGCGGUACCAGGUCUCCUACUUCAAGAAGAAGGGGUACGGAUUGAUCGUGCCGGAUAUGCUUGGGUAUGGAGGGUCGGACAAGCCAUUAGAACCGGAGCAUUACAAGGCUAGUCUCCUAUGUCAAGACAUGACGAGCAUUUUGGACAAUGAGGGCGUUGACAAAGUCAUUGUCAUUGGACAUGAUCUGGGUUCAAGGAUCGUCUCACGAUUGGCGAGUUACUACCCAGAACGGUUUACGGCGUACGCCUUCCUGUCGAUAGGUUAUACCCCACCAAUGCCCAAGUUCGACAUGCACCAGGCACUCCAAAUGACGAAACAACGGCUUGGGUACGAACUGUACGGCUAUUGGAUGUUUUUCUCGGCAGAAGGGGCAGACAGGAUCGUAGACAACCACUGGGACUCGUUCUUCUCCCUAGUCUACCCACAUGACCCUACGCUAUGGAGGACUGACCUAGCCCCGUUAGGUUGCUGCAAGGCAUGGUUACUGGCAAAUAAGACCGGCCCUCUUCCGCCUUACCUCUCCCCAGAGGAUAAGCAGAUCAUGUCCACUCUUCUCCGCCCUCUCACCGGGGCUUUGAACUGGUACAAAGUCAUGACGGGUGGUGUCCAAGCCGCUGACGACCGCUCUGUGGCCCCCUACCGUUAUUCUCUUCCUCCCACAGCACCAGUGCUCUUUGUGGGGUGCGAGAAGGACUACAUUGGCCUGGUUGCGGCGCACAAGGCGGCAACAGAGAAGUGCGCGGGGGAGGGGAUGGUGCGGACAGAGGUCUUCGAUUCCGAUCACUGGGUGAUGUUCAGCCAUGCCGAACGGCUGAACAAGUUACUAGAGGAGUGGAUAGGCGAUGCUAUGCGGCGGAAGGCAGAGGAGCAAGAGCACAAAGGCGAGGCCAAUGGCGACAGCAGGCUAUAGAGGUUGCGGACAUACGGAACAUUCAUAAUAUAGUGUAUAGGUACUGAUAUCCGUUUUGCUUAUAUCCUGCUUUCAUCUGUAGUAUGCAGUGUACACAGGCUAUUUUGUACUGUAACUCAUCUGCCUGGGAUCUGGUGUAAUCUAUGGUGUAUGAACCCUAGGUUAGGGUUGCGAUCUAUG
This is a messenger RNA of Gloeophyllum trabeum ATCC 11539, 1286 nucleotides long. Its product is annotated as epoxide hydrolase. The coding region runs from base 66 to 1106 and encodes 346 amino acids. Gene Ontology annotation, molecular function: catalytic activity. The record is from RefSeq and is a predicted model, not a curated record. Lineage: Eukaryota; Fungi; Basidiomycota; Agaricomycetes; Gloeophyllales; Gloeophyllaceae. The transcript has 3 exons.